CACAGCCUACUUCUGCAAGGGUAUACCUCGCCACUGGUUCAGAGAUGGCUGGGAUAGGCUCCAAACCCCCCGUGAGCCUAGAGGGGAUAACUGGAGCAAACAUGUUGCCUUCCCAAGAAGCCUCCAAGAUCUACCACGGCAGUUACAACUACAACUACAACCCGCGGGCCGUCGGGGUGCUGUGGGCCAUCUUCACCAUCUGCUUCGCCAUCGUCAACGUGGUGGUCUUCAUCCAGCCCUACUGGAUCGGAGACAGCGUCAACACGCAGCAGGUCGGCUACUUCGGCCUCUUCCACUACUGCGUGGGCACCGGGCCGUCGCCCAGCCGGGAGCUCACCUGCGUGGGCAGCUUCUCCGACUUUAGCUCCAUCCCGUCCGGAGCCUUCAAGGCGGCAUCUGUGUUUGUGCUGCUCUCCAUGGUGCUCAUCAUCGGUUGCAUCGUCUGCAUGGCACUCUUCUUCUUCUGCAACACCUCCACAGUGUACAAGACCUGCGCCUGGAUGCAGCUGCUGUGCGGAGUCUGCCUGGUCCUGGGCUGCAUGAUCUUCCCUGACGGAUGGGACGCUGAAGUCAUCCGGGACAUGUGCGGGGAGCACACGGGGAAGUACUCUCUGGGUGACUGCUCUGUCCGCUGGGCCUACAUGUUGGCCAUCAUGGGCAUCCUCAAUGCCCUGGUGCUGUCCUUGAUGGCGUUCGUCCUGGGCAACCGGCAGAAUGAUUUCUACCUGGAUGACCUGCAGACUGACAACAAAGAUUUUGCUGUGUCCAGGAUUGAGGUUCGGGAUAGAAGGGAGCCAAGACGCUGACGUGGCUGCAUCCCUUGUUCAUCCCUUUUGACGCAUUUGGAUCGACUGCACUGGGUUUCCGAGCUGGGCCGA
This is a messenger RNA of Syngnathoides biaculeatus (alligator pipefish), 878 nucleotides long. RefSeq names its product LHFPL tetraspan subfamily member 4a (gene lhfpl4a). The record is from RefSeq and is a predicted model, not a curated record. NCBI's taxonomy places the organism in Eukaryota, Metazoa, Chordata, Actinopteri, Syngnathiformes, Syngnathidae. Gene Ontology annotation, molecular function: GABA receptor binding. Gene Ontology annotation, cellular component: postsynaptic membrane; plasma membrane; inhibitory synapse. The transcript has 7 exons. Gene Ontology annotation, biological process: sensory perception of sound; gamma-aminobutyric acid receptor clustering. Bases 45 to 806 code for a protein of 253 amino acids.